CUGGUAACCUGGGUUAAGGAACAUGGCAUCACUGAGGGCAGCAGCGUCCCAGCUCCUGGGGAAAAGGUCGUUGGUUGGGUCAGGUGGCAGGAAAUGGGCUCCAGCUUCCUCUGCAACACUGCGGGCUUUACACUUCACUGUUCACGGAAAGAAGGACGCUUCUGCUAAAGUUUCUGAUUCGAUAUCUACACAAUAUCCUGUAGUGGACCAUGAGUUUGACGCAGUCGUAGUAGGUGCUGGUGGUGCAGGAUUACGGGCAGCAUUUGGAUUGUCUGAAGCAGGCUUUAAUACAGCAUGUAUAUCAAAACUAUUUCCUACCAGAUCUCACACGGUCGCAGCACAGGGAGGGAUAAAUGCAGCUUUGGGCAACAUGGAGGAAGAUGACUGGAGGUGGCACUUCUAUGACACUGUGAAGGGCUCUGAUUGGUUGGGUGAUCAAGAUGCUAUCCACUACAUGACCGAACAAGCGCCUGCUUCCGUUAUUGAGCUGGAGAAUUAUGGGAUGCCUUUCAGCAGGACAGAGCAAGGAAAGAUUUAUCAGCGUGCUUUUGGAGGGCAGAGUCUGAAGUACGGUAAAGGUGGACAAGCUCAUCGUUGCUGUUGUGUGGCAGACAGGACAGGGCAUUCACUACUUCAUACAUUAUAUGGAAGGUCUCUGCGAUAUGACACCAGUUACUUUGUAGAGUAUUUUGCUUUGGAUCUCUUAAUGGAGAAUGGAGAAUGUCGUGGAGUUAUAGCUUUGUGCAUGGAAGAUGGAUCCAUUCACCGCUUCAAAGCUAAGAACACAGUUAUAGCUACUGGGGGGUAUGGUCGCACCUUUUUCAGCUGCACUUCGGCACAUACAUGCACAGGUGAUGGCAAUGCAAUGGUCACACGAGCUGGGCUUCCUUGCCAAGAUUUGGAGUUUGUACAGUUUCACCCAACAGGUAUUUAUGGUGCUGGUUGCCUAAUUACUGAAGGUUGCCGUGGUGAGGGAGGCAUUCUAAUCAACAGUGAAGGUGAAAGGUUUAUGGAAAGAUAUGCUCCUGUAGCUAAAGACUUGGCUUCCCGUGAUGUUGUAUCCCGUUCUAUGACCAUUGAGCUCCGUGAAGGAAGAGGCUGCGGACCAGACAAAGACCACGUCUAUCUACAGCUUCACCACCUUCCACCUCAACAGUUGGCUACCCGUCUACCAGGCAUCUCAGAGACUGCUAUGAUAUUUGCUGGAGUUGAUGUUACCAAGGAGCCCAUACCAGUCCUACCCACAGUUCAUUAUAACAUGGGGGGAAUCCCAACUAACUAUAAGGGACAGGCUAUUGUACAUGUAAAUGGUGAAGACAAAGUGGUUCCUGGGCUGUAUGCUUGUGGUGAGGCUGCAUCCGCAUCUGUGCAUGGUGCCAACCGUCUUGGUGCAAAUUCUCUCCUAGAUUUGGUUGUGUUUGGCCGUGCUUGUGCUCUAAGCAUAGCGGAGUCCUGUAAUCCUGGUGAGACCUUACCUUCAAUUAGGUCAAAUGCUGGAGAGGAAUCUGUUGCGAAUCUGGACAAGCUACGGUUUGCAAAUGGAAAUACAAGGACCUCCGAGCUGAGAAUAAACAUGCAGAAGACUAUGCAGAGUCAUGCAGCUGUUUUCCGAACGGGAUCUGUACUGCAGGAAGGAUGUGAAAAAUUGAGUGCAAUCAACUCUGCCAUGGAUGACCUCAAAACCUUUGACAGAGGGAUUGUUUGGAACUCUGAUCUGGUUGAGACUCUUGAAUUACAAAACCUAAUGCUGUGCGCUCUUCAGACUAUUUAUUCAGCUGAAGCUCGCAAAGAAAGUCGAGGGGCUCAUGCACGAGAAGACUACAAGGUCAGAAUUGAUGAAUAUGAUUAUUCUAAGCCACUGCAAGGACAGCAGAAGAAGCCUAUUGAAGAGCAUUGGCGGAAACACACAUUGUCAAAUGUUGAUAAGAAUGGCAAGGUUACUUUGGAAUACAGACCUGUCAUUGAUACAACUUUGGAUGAAGAAGACUGUGUAACAGUCCCUCCUGCUAUCCGUUCUUAUUAAGGGUUACUUAAUUGCUCACCAUGAAUGAACUCAGACCUGCGUAAUAGUAGUGUUUCCUGGUGGUACAUUUGCACAUUAUUCUGCUGCUUGGCAACCUGCGUUUCCAUCCCCAACAAUACAAUGUAAACUGUCCCUUACAAUUAAAAUUCCUUUAACUUCAGAA
This is a messenger RNA of Pseudophryne corroboree (corroboree frog), 2186 nucleotides long. It is a transcript of the gene SDHA, whose product is annotated as succinate dehydrogenase complex flavoprotein subunit A. NCBI's taxonomy places the organism in Eukaryota, Metazoa, Chordata, Amphibia, Anura, Myobatrachidae. The coding region runs from base 23 to 2023 and encodes 666 amino acids. The transcript has 15 exons. Gene Ontology annotation, biological process: tricarboxylic acid cycle; mitochondrial electron transport, succinate to ubiquinone. Gene Ontology annotation, molecular function: electron transfer activity; succinate dehydrogenase (quinone) activity; flavin adenine dinucleotide binding. The record is from RefSeq and is a predicted model, not a curated record.